Molecule: messenger RNA, 8832 nt
Organism: Branchiostoma floridae (Florida lancelet)
Lineage: Eukaryota; Metazoa; Chordata; Leptocardii; Amphioxiformes; Branchiostomatidae
Product: proto-oncogene tyrosine-protein kinase ROS-like
Biological process (GO): multicellular organism development; positive regulation of kinase activity; protein phosphorylation
Cellular component (GO): signaling receptor complex; membrane
Molecular function (GO): protein binding; ATP binding; transmembrane receptor protein tyrosine kinase activity
Source: RefSeq, a predicted model, not a curated record
CUUUGGCGGACUUCACCGCAAGAGAGGUCAAUUUGAUCACCAGCACCGAGAUGGAGAUCAUGACCCUGCCGCCAGAGGGCGAGGAGUCAGGCACACCACUGGUGUUAUCGUACCUGGCUACCCCGGGCGGAGAGCACUACGAUGCCGUCAAGUUCGUGGGAGGCUGACGGACUGGAUCGGCCUCGGGGUGGGGGGAAGGGGUACUGGUCGGGCCGGAGUAACGCUCAGGAGUACGGUGAGAAACCGGCAGUGACGAUUCCCCACCGGAGGGAAGUACCAAUCCGGCCAGAGGAGUAUGGAGCCCGACUCAUAACCAAUGCCAUCGACAGAGACGUGUCAUGUGACUCAAGCUGCAAGAUCACCUCCUGCAAGGCAGGAUGUGAUUCCUGGACAAACACAUCUCUAGCAGACUGCACAAGAGCAUGUAAUGAAAGUUUUACAGCCAACUCCACAGUGAAAGUAGCACCUUGUUCUACCGGAUGCACAUUUGCACAAGAUGUCUAUGUUGAAAGAAUAAAAGCUGACCUGAACUCCCCCUCCCCACCCCACACCCCCAGCAGUGCCCUCGUGUCCCAUGACUCCGUAGUGUUACGGUGGGAGGAGGCGAACAGCAGCCUCGUUACCUACCUGGUGCAGUGGAGAUUUAACAAUGGCAAUUCAGACUGGAGAUUUUACCUACCGUCACAACCCCUUCAGGACCCCAACAUUACAGUGUCAGGUCUCCACGCCUACACAGCUUACAGGUUCCGAGUCCUGUGGCUCAUCACCUCCGAGGAGUUCAUUGCAUCUCCGCAGAGCGAUGUCAUACAGACCCUGCCUUUUGGAGUCCCCUCCAGUCCACCAAUCAUCACCCAGCUCACCAGCCCGACCACGCGCUCCGUUUACGUCGCCUGGAACCCGCCGCAGUUCCCUAACCGCCCGCUCCUCGUCUACAACCUCGUCCUGACCAACCUGGACCAGACCUCGGAGGUUCCCGUCUUCAAGGACGUGCCGGCGAGCCAGCUGUACUUCCAGUUCUCGGUCAGCGUUCGGCCUAACACGACAUACAGCGUAGCGGUGCGGGCGCAGAAUAGUGAUGGACUGGGGCCUGCCGCUGUGGGAAAUAUAACCACACUGGCUACCAACCCUGAGGAUAACUCGCUCUACCCAGUCCUCCUGAUGGGAAGUAACCACCACAUCCUGAGAGUGGAACUGGACGGGGGAAACGACUACUGGUCCGAAACUGAGGACGACAUAUUGUUUGAGUCCGCCAACGAUAGCGUCAGCAUUAUAGGUGUGGCCUUCCAUGUGAGAAGACAACAGGUGUACUACAGCGACACGGCAGGUACAGUGGGGCGUGUCUCCAUGGUGAACUCCAGUGACACAGACGUCAUCCUGACAGGUGUCCAUCAACUGUCAUACCUGUCUGUGGACUGGUUACAUGACAGGCUGUACUAUGUGUCAGGCAGAGACAUGAUGAGAUGUUCCCUGGAUGGAAGCCGACAGGAGGUGGUGCUGCAGUACCUCUCUCAAUCACCAGGGGAGCUGCUGGUCAACCCCUAUCAUGGGUUCCUGUACUGGACCCAGGCCGGUGUGGGAGGGGGGCUGUACAGAAUGGACCUCGCACAUGUUGGCAUCAACGCCACCAACACCACCCAGCUCAUCGCAGAGCAAGACCACCUCCAAGCCGUCACCAUCAGCUACUCCUCCCUCCGUCUCUUCUUCCCGGACAAACAGAUGAACGUCAUGCUCUCUACCUUCAUCGAUGGCAGCGACCGCGAAGACUUCCACGCCAACACCGUGAGCCCUCAGCUCGCCGACGUCAAGAGCCUGACGCAUUUCGAGGAGAGCUUCUUCUGGACUCGCGGGAACGACCAGGUUUAUAGAGAAGAGCUGAACCCGAAUACGGGACAGUUCUUUCACAACCAGUUCACCUUCAACUUUGAGUUCUUUGCAGAGCCUUUUGUAGGUCUGGAGAUGUACCAUCCAUCGAUGCAACCCAUACCAGUUCCAGCCAACCCUCCGCAAAAGUUUACAGUGCUGUUUGGAGAUGAGUCUGUUUUUCUGAGCUGGUCUGAACCAGAACAACUCGGCACAUUUGGUAAGGGAGCCUGGGCAGACUGGCUGUAUGAACUUGAAGUUCAGAACCUGGACAACCAGGAUGAAAACUCCACCAGAGUAUCUGACAUCACAGCACACAACUACACACUACAGGGGCUGGAGAAGGGAACACAGUACAGCUUCUCUGUCAGGGCUUACUCACAGGGAGGCCAGGGGCCAUGGAGCAGCACCUUUGUGGGGAAAGUGUACUCACAUGUAUCCACUGCCCCAAGUCUGAUGCUGGUCACCCCUGAGGGAGUGGUACGGUCCAACAUCGAUGGUUCAUCCGUCCAGACUGUUCAGCCCAACAUCACAGAUGCUGCAGAUCUUGCUUGGAUGGACACCAACCUGUACUAUGUCACCAGUGGGGGUGAUGUUGCUUAUUGGAACAUCUCGGGAGAAGUCCAGGAAGUGUCUCCCCUCCCCUGGGUGACCAGUGCGCGUGCAGUUGCUGUAGACUGGAUCGGCAGGAAGCUGUACUGGGCAAACUCUGCACAGCACAGGAUCUACAGGUCCCAGCUGAACGGAGACUCCGUGGAACAAGUGAUGAGUGCCUCUGUACAGGACCUGGAGAUCGACUCCCUCUCAGGUCACCUGUUCUGGACGUCCGCGCACAGCGUAGAACGUGCCCGUCUGAACGGACAGGACAGGACCACAUACUGGAGGGUGGAGAACUUCUCAGGCAGGCAGCUGGCUGGGAUCACACUGGACACCCGUGGCGAGAUGAUGUACUGGCUAGUUAGUGGGCUGGACAUGCUGGAUCUGUACCAGGCUAGCAGCACUGCUGAUGGAAAUGUGGUAUCCAGCACAGUGCAGUCACUGGUAUCAGUCAAUUCUUACACUGUGAAUCACAUUCUUCACUUCUACAAUGGCAAACUCUUCUGGCUGGACUCUGACACGAAAAUCGCUGUCCGAGACGUCAACAGUUCUGAUGUUGCGACCGUCCCCAUGGCAACAAACAAACUUACCACAUUCACUGUGGUCCAACCUUCCCUACAGCCCCUACCAGUGGGGUACAACUCCACCCCCAGCGUUGUCCCAGAGGCCGUUCACCCCUUGGAGAUCACAGUGGCGGGCUCGUGGGAUGGCUUCAACAUCACCUGGGCUGCCGCUCGGGGCGUGGAGUACGGAACAACACUCUACGACGUCACGCUGCAUUAUGGGAACAGGCAGUAUGCAAGGGUUACAAGCGACACCCAUUACACCAUCGGAGAUGCCCCACCCUACACACCUCUGGUCCUGACCGUGUUACCUUUCACCUACUGGGGGUCAGCAGGUCAGGUCACAGUUCAUCUCAGGUCACCAGAGUCAGUGCCAUCAGUUCCUGUCAGACCCAGGGUUUUCAUCUCUGAGAACUCCGACCCCCUCUCAACACAAACCACGUACACUGCACAGUUCCGCUGGUCACCCCCUCAGCAGGAAAAUGGACUCAUCCAGGGAUACAACGUCUUCUAUCAGAAUGCCUCCACCCAGAAUGCAUCAGCCGGGUAUUCUGUUGCUAUGACAACUGUAUCCAACAGCACUUUUCAGUUUACUCUGGAGAACCUAGAGUCUGGGACAACUUACUCUUUUCAGGUGGAAGCCUUCACCUCGGCUGGCGUUGGGCCCAGAACUGAGGCUGUCAACGCCACCACUCAAGUUGUGACACCACCACCCCAGCUUCUUGUCAUUGGUGAUUCUGGGCUCUCAUUGGCCGACAUGGACACCAAUCAGGAGACAGGACUGACCCAGGAGGACGUUGACCCCGUCGCCAUGGGUUACCUGGGCCAGGAAGAUACCAUCCUGUUUGUGGAUGGGAGAACCAACUGGCUCAUGUCUGUACACAGAGAUGGGACAAACUUGAAACAGCUUGCCCAGCUGGACUCUGCUCCCACGACCCUGGCAGUGGACUGGGUGGGGAGGGGGGUGUACUGGCUGGAGGGAGGGGGGAUGUACCGUUACAGACUCGAGUCGGAGGACCCCACCCCCGCCCUGCUGGCAUCUGGGCUGGGCCAGACUGGAGAGUUAGUGAUUGAUCCCCUGCAGAGCAAACUUUUCUGGACAGCAACAGUCGACAACAGAACCAACAUCUGGACUUCAGACUUAGAGGGGACCAAUCCAACUCCACUAUUCCCCAGCUCACCUCAGCGCAACAAGAGGGAAGCCAACACCCCCUCUCCUGCCCCAGUGGCAUCACCCACUUGUACCUGCCCACAGGACAUCACUGUAGGGUCAGGCCUGUCCAUUGAUGGGGUAGGGGAUGGCAGGCCUGAGGUGUACUUCUGUGAGGAGACAGUCAUCUGGGCAGCAGAUACCCAGGGGUGCACCUGUCGGGUUGUGUACAAUGGGACAGGUGAAGCUGACACAGGGCUCCCCUGUGACUCCCUGACCGUGGACACCACCCGUGUGUACUGGACCAACACUGCCCAGAACAGGCUCUGUAGCCUGGAGAAGGCUUCUGGGCGAGACAAAGUAUGUCAAAACAACCCAGGGGCCAACUCUGUGCUGUCCUACAGUCCUAGUCUACAGCCAUAUCCUGCCAGAGUGGAGUAACAGUACCCUUGACAGCAAUGCCACCUUGUGGAACAUCACAGAACUGCAGGCUUACAGAGAGUAUCUUCUGCGAGUCCAGGUGACCUACAGGUCAGGACAGCUGUACCAGUCUCAGCCUUUGACCCAACGCACUGAUUCUGGCGUCCCGGGCCCUCCCACGUCAGUUGGGGUGCGGCAGAUUAAGAGCGAGUUUGACGUCUCGUGGGCGGAGCCUGCUCGAGACAACGGGGCGGAAGUAACAGACUACAUCCUUCAGUGUGCUGUCGAAGAUGAUAACAUCACAGAAUCUGAUUGGACGACAAAGUACGAGGGAAACGAGACCCACUGGAUCAUCAACGACCUGACCAGCGGAACCCUGUACGUGUUCCGUGUGGCGGCGCUGAACGAUCUCGGACAGGGGCCCUACAGCCCGCUCACCCAGCCAAUCAGAUAUCAGCCAGCUGUGCAAGAACAAGGAGGGAAUGUAGCUGGGAUCAUCGCUGCCUGUGUGAUGGUGGGCGUGGUCCUUAUCCUGGCUGUCAUCAUCAUCGUUAUCCUGCGCCGGCGCCGACAGAAGGGCUCGACGCUCGCCAUGGACGCCGUGGGCUACCGACCGGACCUGGAGCUAGCCAGGCUCAGGGAUCUGCCCAGGGACCCCAACUUCCACUCAGAGAACAGCGCUCUCUAUGCAGUCAGUGCCCUGCCAGAGUUGGAUGUCUCCAAGCUCCCCCUGUACCCUCGUCACAAGCUCAGCCUCACCAAAAUGCUGGGGAGCGGCGCAUUCGGCGAGGUGUUCGAGGGAACGGCCACAGAUAUCCUCGGCCCUCGAACAGGGGACACAAGAGUCGCUGUCAAGACCCUCCACAAAGGAGCCACUGACCAAGAAAAGGGAGACUUCCUUAAAGAAGCUCACCUGAUGAGUCAGUUCAAGCACGCGAACAUCGUGGCGCUGCGGGGGGUAUGUCUGGACAACAACCCACAGUACAUCAUACUGGAGCUCAUGGACCAGGGGGAUCUCAAGUCUUACCUUCAUGCUAACAGGCCCAACCCUCUCCGGCCCUCCCAGCUUGACCUAAUGGAUUUGAUUGACAUCUGUCUGGAUGUGACGCGGGGCUGCAAGUAUCUGGAGGAGAUGCACUUCGUUCACAGAGAUUUGGCUGCGCGUAACUGCCUGGUAGACACCCAGAACAACAAGCGGACGGUGAAGAUCGGAGACUUCGGGCUAGCGCGGGACAUCUACAGGAACGACUACUACCGUAAGGAGGGGGAGGGGCUGCUGCCGGUGCGCUGGAUGUCACCGGAGAGCCUGGUGGAUGGAGUCUUCACCAACCAAUCAGACGUCUGGUCCUUUGGCGUGCUGCUGUGGGAGAUCAUGACGAUGGGAAACCAGCCGUAUCCUGCCAGAACCAACCUGGAGGUCAUGCAUUUUGUACGCAGUGGGGGGAGGCUGGACAAACCCUACAACUGUCCGGAUGACAUCCACCAGUUGAUGCUGCGUUGUUGGAGCAAAACCGCGUCCAACCGCCCGACCUUCCGCUAUUCGCUGGACUUCCUCGAGCGGUUCAAGCGCACGUCCAUCCGCGGGAGCGUGGGGGGCGUCGACAACCGUGGUUACCAGGGAGACGGGGACACGGGAGGCAGCAGGGUCAGAGGUCAGAGCGACUCAGGAGGGGUGUACAACAACGCCUUCAGUGAUGAUGAAGAUGAGGGUAGCAAGGCCAGCGUCGCCUACGGAGGAGUCCUGGAGACGGUAACCCGUGGCAACAGUGGCAUCAACUACCUGCAAAUGGGAGCAGAUGGAGGGGAGGAUGCAGCAGGGAGUGGUCCAGGGAGGAGGCUGAACUACCUGUCCAUGGGGGCAGGGUUACAGGAGAAUGGUCCACGGGAUGACACAUCAGAAGAACCUUCUACCAAAAGAAGCAGCUACCUGGACAUGGCAGCAGCAGCUACAGAGCCUGAUGAUGAGCCAGCUACAGAGGACCCAGCUCCAAAAAGAACCAGCUACAUGGACAUGGCUGACUUAACUGAGUCUCAAUUGGCAGAGUCAGAUGAUCAUGAUGCCACAAAUCGUCCUUCCCGAACCAGGCUGAGUUACGUGGAGAUGGCGCCGAUGACAGACGAUUCUGACGCCGAUGAUCUAGACGCGAUCCUUGAGGACGACCAUCCGAGCUUUGUGCGAGGGUCGCUAGCGCGAACCAGCUCUCACCUCUCUGGGAUUUCUGGCGGAUAUUUCUCAAGGAACGAUUCGCGAAAACGGUCGGGAAAGUCGCCGCGCGGUUCAAACCGAAGCCUGAAGAAGCGAACGCCGCAGACAAGCCCGGCGACUGCCCGCAAAGCUGAUACGGUCACCUACGCCAACGUGAGACUACCAGAGUCAUCUAGCGGUGCAGAGGGGGCUACAGGGGGUGCACACCCCUCUCAUGCCUACACAAACGUUAUGCCUGCUGCUUAUGUGUAGUUCGAGGUGCAACAUUGAACUAGCUGAUGUGUUGCUGGACAGUCUUACUUAAUGCUGAGCAUAUCAAUCUGUAUGUGUAGGAGGGGACCUUAAAACUUUGUAAUCCAUUAUUCUACAACAAGUGGCCCAAGCUAUUUAUACACGAGUGCCUCAACUUACAUGUACUGUAUGUGUAGUAGGCAUUGCCAAAAAGUUGAAGCUCAAAUAAUGCCAUGCAAGAAAUUAUCAGAAUUUUUUAAAACAUAUCUGUCUAAGUAUGAAACUAAUGAAAACAAUUUUACAAAAGAAAUCUUAAAGUGGUCCAAUUUUGAUCUUCCUACUUAAAUGUAUGGCUGCCAAGCUAGAAAGAGCUGAAAAGAUGCCAUACAGGAAAGCAUUUACUUAAUAUUAAGAAUGUCAAUCUAUGUGCCUUAAAAUGAAGGGACCAAAAUGUAAUAGUAUUCAAAGGUGGUCCAAGCAUGCUACCUUGUGGGAGUAUGCCUAGAAGAUUCCUGUGUCCAGCAGGCAGCUAAUAUGGAGCUGAAAAAUGUGUUGUUAAGAAAGACUUGUAAUACUCAAAAGCAUAUCAUGACCUAUGAAUACAUAUGUACAUGAACAACUAUGUAUACAGAAGGGACUAUACAAUGUUAUGGAACUCAAAAGUGGUCCAAACAUGCAUCUUCGGGAGGCAUGUUACUUUGGAAUGUAGAUUUAUCAACAACUUUACUAAUCGCUAUGCAAUCAACUUAUCAUUAUCAAUACUGAAGUUUGGUACAGGCCAUUUUAGAUGUGGGGGUGUCAGUGAAGGUUGAAUUGAAAUUGUUCUUUCCUGUCUGAAUCCCAUGCUGAUCCCCCUCAGAAUCAGAAUGGUCUUUUCCAUUUGCAAUUCAUACCUAAUGCGUAUAUUAAGAUAUCAAAUAAGCUAUAUGUAGAUCAUCAAUUAUUAUACUUCUUAUACUUUUGAUGUUUUAAUCAGUGAAUAUUUCCCCUGGAGGGUCAAGGUUCAAGAUCAUUCCAAUUUUUUACUCAAUAAUUUGCUCGAUAUCAAUAACAAUUUAUUUGUGAAUCUUAUCAAGUAUUUCAGUCUGGCUACCCCUUUGAAAGGGAGUGAUGAUUGGUGUUAUGAAAGUAUUUUGUACUUUUAAUCACAUAUGCAUAGUUAUAUAAAUAUAGGCUUUUAUAUUUUUACACAAGUCUGGGAAAUGUUGCAUUGUAUGUAUAUCCUUAAUGCAGUAUUAUCUAAUGUUAUUGUUUAUCUUGUAAAUAAGGUGCUUAUGUUGAGUAGUCAAAUGUGCUUAAUAUGCAAUGUCAUUUAAGUUCUGUUCCUUAUCGCUUGGACAUUUUAAGGUUGAAAUUAAGAAAGAGGGCAAGAUGCAAACAGAGAAUAGGAAAUUUGAAUCUGACUAUAUGAUAUAUCCAAACUGGAUGUGUUUGAAUAUAAUGUUAGUUCACAUUUAUCCAAGGGAUAAUCUAUAUCCAUUGUUUUGUUAACAUGUUGUCUAGAGAAUAAAUCAAGUCAAUAGACGGUGGUCUCAAGUUGAGAUAUUUUCAAACUAAUUAGAGAGAAAAAACUAUUGCAGUUUGAAACCACCAUCAGUCGACUCGAUAUCCCCAAAUACCUUAUCUUUAAAAACAACGGAUAUAGGUUACCCCACAGAUAAAGGUUGAGUAGCGCUACAGACUUUCCUCUCAAACUGUUUUCAUGUUGAUCUUGUAGUUUGAUAUUUUUAUGAGCCAAGAAACAAAAUAUUAGAUGAGUGUAGCCCUGAAUGGAAAAGUUUACAAUAAAGAAAAAUCUUCCAACA